AUGGAGGCCGAGAUUAAGGCCGCCAUUCCCAACAUUGACCCCGUGAUCUCGGAGUACUCGGUGGGCUACUUGAACCAUGCCUCUUUGGCGUGGUCCGACGAGAGUGGCGAAGGCGCAGAAGUCGUGUCGCCGCUUGCCGAAGCCGCACACACCGUCACCGAGCUGCUGAUCUCGGCGUCUGAUCAAUCCGACAAUAACCUGCAGGACAAGAUCAAGGCGCUCGUUGAGAAAUGGGUCGAAAAGUAUGCCGUAGCCAACGGCGGCGAACGCCACGGGCCGCUGGCCAUUCGUCGCCUGGACCAGACCAUUCAGGUCAGCACGCAGCGCAACAUGUCGUCUACGUUGGCCGUCGCCAGUGGUGGCGUCGAUCUCGAGUCCGCCAACGCCCGCAAAGUCGAGUCCAAAGUCGAUCGCAAGAAGCUCGAAAAGGCCGAGCGCAAGAUUGCUGUCAAGCAGCAGAAGAAGCAGUACAAGAACGUUGAAUACGAGGCAUCCAAGCUGCUCGACCAGAUCGACGACGCCCAGUCGUACGAGGAGUUCUACAUGGCCGUCAACCCGCUCCAGAUUGGCAACGCCGGCGCCAACAAGACCAAGGACAUCAAGCUCGACAACAUCGACGUCUCGAUUGGAGCCCAGCGCAUCCUUACCGAGACCACACUCACACUUGCUUACGGCCAUCGUUAUGGAUUGGUUGGUAAUAACGGUGUGGGUAAAUCCACACUUCUGCGUGCCUUGUCAAGGCGUGAAGUUGCCAUUCCCACACACAUCUCUAUUCUCCACGUCGAACAAGAACUUACCGGAGACGAUACCUCCGCUAUACAAGCCGUCCUUGAUGCCGAUGUUUGGCGCAAGGUGUUGAUGAGAGAACAAGAAGAACUCACAGCUGCGCUGGCUGAGCUAGAAGUCAAGCGUGCGCCUCUUGCCGAUACGUCGGCAGACGCUGCCAAGCUGGAUCUCGAAAAGGAGACCAUGGACACAAAGCUCGGUGACGUACAAGGCAAACUUGCCGAAAUGGAAUCUGACAAGGCCGAGUCUCGCGCUGCCAGUAUUCUUGCUGGUCUCGGCUUCUCCCCCGAGCGCCAACAGUUUGCCACAAAGACCUUUUCUGGUGGUUGGCGUAUGCGUCUGGCUCUCGCGCGAGCCUUGUUCUGCGAGCCUGACCUCCUACUACUCGACGAACCGUCCAACAUGUUGGACGUCCCCUCUAUUACCUUCCUUUCCGAAUACCUUCAAGGCUACCCCAGCACAGUCCUCGUCGUCUCUCACGACAGAGCGUUCCUCAACGAGGUCGCCACCGACAUUAUCCAUCAACACUCUGAGCGUCUUGACUACUACAGAGGAGCCAACUUUGACUCCUUUUACGCCACCCGAGAAGAGCGCAAGAAAAUUGCCAAGAAAGAGUACGAGAACCAGAUGGCGUACCGUGCGCAUCUGCAGGCUUUCAUCGACAAGUUUCGAUACAACGCCGCCAAGUCAUCUGAGGCGCAGUCUCGUAUCAAGAAGCUUGAAAAGCUCCCCGUUCUGGAGGCGCCGGAGGCCGAAUACAAUGUCAAGUUUGUCUUUCCCGAUGUGGAGAAGCUGUCGCCACCCAUUAUUCAAAUGUCCGAAGUCACUUUCGGCUACUCUAAAGAUCACAUUCUGCUACGUAACGUGGACCUAGACGUUCAGCUUGACUCCCGUAUCGGUAUCGUUGGACCCAACGGUGCUGGUAAGACAACUGUCCUGAAAUUGCUCAUCGGUAAGCUGCAAGCGCUGAGUGGUAUCAUCUCGGCCAACUCGCGUCUACGCAUUGGGUUUUUCGCGCAGCAUCACAUCGACGCUCUGGACCUCACGGUCAGCGCCGUGUCCUUCAUGGCGAAGACCUACCCUGGGAAGUCGGACGAGGAAUACCGCCGCCAGCUCGGUGCGUUUGGUAUCACUGGCACGACUGGUCUGCAGAAGAUGGCCCAGCUUUCCGGAGGUCAAAAGUCGAGAGUGGCGUUUGCAUGCCUGGCUCUCACGAACCCGCACAUCCUCGUUCUUGACGAGCCUUCCAAUCAUCUUGAUAUCGAGGCCAUGGACGCACUGGCCGAGGCGCUCACUGCAUUCCAGGGUGGUGUACUCAUGGUUUCCCACGACGUGACGAUGCUGCAAAUGGUGUGCACGUCGCUAUGGGUGUGCGAUGGCGGCACGGUAGAGAAGUUUGACGGCGACGUGAACCAGUACAAGAAGAGGAUUGCAUCUCAGGCUGAUGCCGCUGGAGUUGUGAAGCAGCACUGA
Molecule: messenger RNA, 2259 nt
Organism: Beauveria bassiana ARSEF 2860
Lineage: Eukaryota; Fungi; Ascomycota; Sordariomycetes; Hypocreales; Cordycipitaceae
Product: ABC transporter
Exons: 2
Coding region: 1-2259 (752 amino acids)
Molecular function (GO): ATP binding; ATP hydrolysis activity
Source: RefSeq, a predicted model, not a curated record